Molecule: messenger RNA, 1428 nt
Organism: Heterobasidion irregulare TC 32-1
Lineage: Eukaryota; Fungi; Basidiomycota; Agaricomycetes; Russulales; Bondarzewiaceae
Exons: 5
Coding region: 1-1428 (475 amino acids)
Source: RefSeq, a predicted model, not a curated record
AUGACAUCAACGGCCAUCACUCCAGAAUCCAUCUUGCCCGCUCUUCUUUGCCGUCUGGCCCCUUCUGGCUCUACUACUCGCCUGAGUCACCUCCUUCGGGAUGCCCGCAACGAUUCUCAAAAAACACCUAAGCGAAUCGCCUCCCUCCUUGAUGCAAUUGCCUCAAUCAGCGUGGAAAAUCCUAAGGGCGAUGUUGUCGCUGUUGCUCUUGACAGCGGUGAGGACUCGUCGAUCUUUGUCGCUUCGAACACUGGCGUGUCGACACAGCUUGUUGCCCAUCUUACAUCCGUGUGGGCCUUGCUCUGCCAGAUCAGCAAGGCAGUCCCAGCGGAUCAGGGAUCGCCUACCCUGGUGAACGAGAUUUUUCGCAACGACGACAUCAAAGAACUUGAACGGCGACUCACCAUCCAGGUCUACCGGUUUUCUUGGCGCAAGUUUUAUGCUCGUUUUUCGAAGCGAGUGGACGUGUUCAUUCGUAGCCUCACUCUUGUCACGAAGUGGUACUCCGAAAAACCACAGUUGGUGGAGGAACACAAGCGCUUCGAAUUUUCCAAAACCUUCGCAAGCGCAUCGUUCUUUCUUGCCCAGGCGAUGCAGAACUUCUUCGCAUCCACGAACGAUCAUGUACUCGACGCCUUCAUUCCUGUACGACGCUACCUCGAAAAGGUCCUCUCGCUCUCGCGUUCUGCAUAUGCAUUAUUUCUGGCGGCUCAUUCUCGAAAGCUCAAGCCAUUCCUCUCGAAGCCUCUCAAGAUCGUUUCUAUACCGCCUCGCCUGGACAGGGAGUACCGUGCCGAUUUUUACCAUUCAGCCUUUCGCAAAUUUUGUCAGGACCAGAGCGACGUGACGCAAAAAAUCAAAGGAGAUCUGCAUCAACAGAAGAUCCCUACGGAGUUCUCCGAGCUCUCAGACGAUCUUCGUGACAUGAUGCUGGACGAGGAGUGGAAGAAUAGGAUGGUCACGCCGUUAGGGGCUGCGUUGCAGAAGGAGAAGAACUCUGCUAUCAAGCUGGACGAACGUGGAUUAUCUGGACGCGCAUGCGUCCAUUGUGAAUGCUUGCUCGUCGCGCAUUUUGUGAAGAACAAGGCAUCUCUUCGACCAUACGACUAUAUCGGAUUAUCAAAGCUCUUAUGUUAUGGAUGCCACAGCUACUUCCGCGCAUACAACAUGACCCACCCAGGCAGGAGAUUUCACGCCAGGGGCACGCAUGGCAAGGUCUAUAUUCCAUGGGUGCCACCCACUCUCGAAGACGGAAGUGAGAACGACGUGCGGGCCCAAGGCAGGCGGCGCGCGGACGCGCAUGAGCCCUAUAACCCCGAACCAAGGGAGCUGUGCGUGCGUGUGGAAGAGAGCCCCGACGGCAACAAGAAUCGGGAUGCAGAGCGCUGCGGGCGCGCGUCGAAGCGGCGGAGGCAAGUGAUCGGAUAA